AUGAGCUCGGGUUUUACCAAGUCACUCGCCAUGACUUUUGUGUCUGAGAUUGGCGACAAGACGUUUUUCGCUGCCGCUAUUUUGGCGAUGCGCUAUCCGAGGAGACUUGUGUUGGCCGGUUGUCUAUCAGCCCUGGUUGUCAUGACUAUCCUCUCAGCUACUGUUGGAUGGGCUGCUCCAAAUCUGAUCUCUCGCAAAUGGACCCAUCACAUAACAACAUUGUUGUUCUUUGGUUUCGGCCUAUGGUCUUUGUGGGACGGUUUUAAACAAGGAGGAGGGAGUUCAGAAGAAUUGGCCGAAGUCGAAGCAGAACUGGAUUCUGAUUUGAAGGCUAAUGGUAAAACUACAAAAGAUAGGAGUAAGAUUGAAGAUGAAAACAAAAAGCAGAACAGGCCGUUCCUCACACAAUUCUUCUCUCCAAUUUUUCUCAAGGCAUUUUCGAUUAAUUUCUUUGGUGAAUUUGGUGACAAGAGUCAGCUUGCUACAAUUGGUUUGGCUGCGGAUGAAAAUCCACUCGGGGUGGUCCUUGGUGGAGUUGUGGCACAGCUAUUGUGCACCACUGCUGCUGUGAUUGGAGGAAAGAGCUUAGCUUCUCAGAUAUCCGAACGAAUUGUUGCUCUCUCUGGUGGAAUGCUUUUCAUUAUUUUUGGGAUCCAAUCAUUUCUUACUUCUGUUGAGGCCUGA
Arabis nemorensis is the source of this 684-nucleotide messenger RNA. The record is from the annotation of a GenBank genome assembly. NCBI's taxonomy places the organism in Eukaryota, Viridiplantae, Streptophyta, Magnoliopsida, Brassicales, Brassicaceae.